Molecule: messenger RNA, 1656 nt
Organism: Salvia miltiorrhiza (redroot sage)
Lineage: Eukaryota; Viridiplantae; Streptophyta; Magnoliopsida; Lamiales; Lamiaceae
Product: chaperone protein dnaJ 10-like
Exons: 9
Coding region: 232-1383 (383 amino acids)
Source: RefSeq, a predicted model, not a curated record
CAAUGGACAACGCAUCGAAAAUGAUCAGCGCCACAAAGUGACAGUUAAAAUACUGUUUUCCUCCCGCGAAAAAGCUUUUACAAAAAGUGACUUCAUUACCUGGCUUUAUUCAACUGGAAAGCCCCAACUCCAACAUGCCCACACCUCCCCCUAUUUUUUUUCACGCUACUUUUCUUCGUCUGCUCUCCUCUCUGCUCCAAGAUCACACUUUCUCCAUAUUCUCUGCAAAAAAUGGUUAAAGAAACUGAAUUCUACGAUAUUCUCGGCGUCAGCCCCGCGGCAUCAGAGGAGGAAAUUCGCAAGGCCUACUAUCUUAAGGCGAGGCAAGUUCACCCCGAUAAGAAUCCAGACGAUUCCCAGGCAGCUGCCCGAUUUCAGGUGCUAGGAGAAGCUUACCAAGUUCUGAGUGAUCCAUUGCAGAGAGAUACAUAUGAUCAGAAUGGGAAGAAUUGCAUAUCUAAGGAGACAAUGCUCGAUCCAACUGCUGUCUUCGCCCUCCUGUUUGGGAGCGAGCUUUUUGAGGAUUACAUCGGCCAUAUAGCAGUGGCAUCAAUGGCCUCAAGUGAACUAGCUGGUGAGGGUGACAAUCCGGAAAAAGUCCACGACAAGCUCAAGGCAGUCCAACGAGAGAGGGAGGAGAAGCUUGCUGCGAAACUGAGAGACUUCCUUCAGCAACAUGUUGGUGGUGACAGAGAUGGAUUCAUCAGAAAAGCUGAAUCAGAAGCAGAGAGGCUUUCACAUGCAUCUUUUGGUUCUGAAAUGUUGAAUACCAUCGGAUACAUAUACACGAGGCAGGCAGCGCUGCAGCUGGGGAAGAAAGCCAUCUAUCUAGGGGUGCCGUUUGUGGCUGAGUGGGUUCGCAACAAGGGACACUUUUGGAAGUCACAAUUCACUGCAUCAAAAGGUGCUUUUCAGCUUCUGCAGCUUCAGGACGACAUCAGGCGCCAGUGCAAGAUCGAGGGCAGUGGUGAGGAAGACGACGUGGAGGCUCAUUUACGACAGAAUAGAGAGACGCUCAUGAACUCGCUAUGGAAGCUUAAUGUGGUAGACAUUGAGAUAACUCUGGUGCAUGUCUGUCAAAUGGUGCUGCAGGAUGGCCGUGUGAGAAGGGAAGAGCUCAAAAUGCGAGCCGUCGCUCUGAAAAAUCUAGGGAGAGUUUUUCAGAAUCAAAAGUUUAUGCAGAAUGGUGGAACAUCAAAGAAGAAAGUUGCUUCAGCAGAUGAAGAUGACAGCAGCUCUGAUAGCAGUGAUGAUGAAGACUCUCACAGACCACUAAAUUACAGGACUCCUCUUGUUACACAGGGCAUCGGCAGGCUCUUCAGGUGCCUCUGCAACCCGGCAUUUGACGUUGAUGACGAUGAAAUUGUGUACAGAGGAAGAUGAGUGAUCAACAGAUUAUUGCUUCUGUUUAUACAAGCCUGGUUUUGUUAGAACAACUAAAUGGUGUUUUAACUGAGGCUCACUUCAUGUUACAAGAAAGUGUCUGUAUCUAUACAAAAAAAAAAGAAAAAAAAGAGGCAUUUUGAUUCAGGUAUUGAUUAUUUCAUGUUUUUUGUUUAGGAGAAAACCACAGUUUCUCAUUUUCAAGAGCGUGUAUGUAGGUUUGCAAGAAAAACUGAAAUUGAUUCUGUUUGAAAUUUUGCUUGUUUUCCAUUA